Molecule: messenger RNA, 1984 nt
Organism: Drosophila ficusphila
Lineage: Eukaryota; Metazoa; Arthropoda; Insecta; Diptera; Drosophilidae
Exons: 5
Coding region: 534-1718 (394 amino acids)
Source: RefSeq, a predicted model, not a curated record
CUCAAUUAUUCCAAUCGCUCAAGUGAACAGAAUCGAGGCGAAAAUCAAAAAGCCUCCCCGCUUCAUUAAAUUUGCCCAUACGCUGUUUCUAUGUAAAUUAUCAAAAUUGUUUAUUUUUUUGCUAAUAAAUUUCUGUGCGCUGCUCAGUACUUCCUCAGUUUGAAACAUGAAAUAUUUCCUACAUGAUCCAUAAAAUAACGAAAACUAAAAAAAAAAUAAGUGAAAACGAAAAGAAAAUUUUUAAAGUAUUAAAACCAACGGAAUAUGUUCAAAAUGUGAUAUUGUUCCGUUCAAAAAGUAACAUCAAAAAAUAUUUUCAGUUAUCCAUAUGAAACCAUCUCGACGAGGUCCAUAAAAAACAGAAAAGUAAACAAAUGAGGAGUAAAAACUAAUUAAAGAAUUUUAUGGGCCAAAAAGCUAAUAAUUGUGUACAAAAUAUGUUCGCAACGUGAUAAGUUCUUGUAAAAAAGAAUAAGAAGCAAAAUAAUCUACAAAAUUUCUAAAAAGUGUACCACAACAAAUGUUAUUCCAAAAUGGAGCUGAUUAAAAAAUACAAACAGGGAAAGCUAACCACCAACGAUAUACGCAAUCUGAACCACACCGUAAUAUGUCUGAUGGUCUUCAUAGCAAUAUUCUCCAUUCUGUGGAGUAUUUCACUGCAUAUGAUAUCGGGGGAUCUGUACGAGGGAAUAGUCAGUGCCAAACUUAUCUUCCGGGAUCGAAACUUCGAUCAAAUGAAUGAUCGCAGUAAGCAGAUUCUCCAUCGGGACUUUAUUGCUGCCACCCAGAAUGCCUAUGGCCAAAAGUACUCUGUGCAGGAUGUCACCCCAGAAUCACUGCAAAGCGAGAGCCAAACCACAAAGCAAACGUUUAAAAUACCGCAUAUUUAUGAUUCAAUCGAGAACCGACCCAAAUUGGAGCGUCUCAUAGCUGAAAAGAAGGAGGAAAAGGUCACGACCACGACGCCUCCCACACAAAAGAUAACCUUCAAUGCUGAGGCGGAUCGCCAGUUCUUGAGCACAAAGUCCAUCGAUAUUCAUGCCACUUAUUGGAAUCGCAGCAUUGGCGCUCAGUUUGUGUAUGCAUUUCCAGUUAUAUCAGAGAUUGUGGCCAUUAUCUGGACAGCCAUGUGUCUGAUCUUUCAGACCGGCAGCAAAAAGAGUUCAGUUUUGCCGAAACCCUGGCGCAUUGUGGUGCCCUCUAUCUUGAUCUUCUCGUUGAUGAGUCUGGGCAGCGUUAUAUACACCAUUUUGACCAAUGGUCAUCUCAAGCGGUUGUGUGGCGAACUGAGGAAGGAGCUCACCGAUCCCACUGCCAUCAGUUGUGGCGAUGCCAUCGCCCUGCUGCGUCCCGUCGUCCACGAUCACAAUGUGUCCCACGAUACCUAUCUGGAGCUCUUCCGCUGCAGCUACGUGAUCGGAAUGGUGCUGUGGAUCGUGGCUCUGCUGGUCAUGGUACUGCGAUUCGUGUUCGCCGUGGACUUCCAGCUGGUGGACAUCGAUGAGAUGUUCGAUAAUGGAAGGUUCGGGGCUCCCCAGGCUCAGAUUCAGCCAGUUUACACGGAGGUGGUGCAGCAGAGCAGUCCGCAGCACCAGCUGCAGAUGAGGCCCAGAUCGGAGGAUGACUAUCAGAGUGCCAGGUCGCGUUUGAGCGAUCUCGCAGUGCCACUUCUGGAGGUGCAGAGCCAGUCGCAGAUCCCGCCAACGAGCUUGGCCUAAUCCCACGGCCGGCCAGCUGAUCAGCAAUCUCAGGUUUAUUUUUAUACGAAGUGUUAGUGUUUAGCAAAUGAUGCCUAAGGAAUAUUAUCUUAACUAAACUGGAUUUUAGAAUAGGCUUAAGAGGGGAAGACCCCUCGAUAUUUAAUUGAUAUUUUUCACUGUCUUAGUUUAGCGAACUCGUGCCUCGAAAUCGAAUAUCCGAAUGUGGCUUAAUCAAGGGUUAACAAAAUCCUAUUAAAUAUUAGUGUUGAACGAUAUUAAUUGAA